GCUGCGUCCUUCACCAACCUCGUCCCCAAGGUUGUCUUCUAUCAAUUUCAAUCCGACCCCCAAUUCGAUCCCACAACAGCCAUUCGCAUGACCCGCCCUCACCUUCGGCCCCCGUCCCGCGCUCGAUUACCCUUCUUCGCGUCCUUUCUCCCUCCGCCGUGCUGCUAGAAGCGCUCUGAAUCACAAUGUUCUGGCGUUUCGGAGGCUAUGCGCAGGUGUCGUCGCUUGACGCCAUCCUCGACAAGCCUGAUCUGACGGUUGAGGAAUUGCUCGAUGAGUCGGAUCUCAUCCAGGAGCUGAAGCAGCAGAAUUCGAAGCUGAUCGAGUACUUGCGCGACGAGAAUGUGCUCGAGCGCCUUCUCCGCUAUGUCAUUGCCGCCAAGCGCGUCCCCUCGCCAGACGAGGCUGCCGACGAAGGAGGGGCAAAGAUCGAGAGUAGCUCCCCCCGCGAGGGCUUCUUUGGCAAGGUCGCUGGCAAGGCACGUUCCAUGUCGAUAACCAAACCCGAGUCACCCGACUCAGAGGAAAGCAAGGAAGAGAAGCAGAGGAUGAAGUACGCCUAUGUUGCCUGCGAGAUUCUGUCCUCCGAGGUCUGGUCGAUUUCGGAAGCUGUCCUAGAAAAUCAGGAUAAUCUUCGACAAUUCUGGAAUUACCUCAAACAACCUGCCCCGCUUGAUCCAGUGCAAGCCGGGUAUUUCACAAAGGUCAAUGAAUCGCUGCUGGACCGAAAGAUGGAGGAAAUGUUGGAGUUCUUCAAAUCCGUUGAGAAUGUGGUCCCACAUAUGCUGCAGCACGUCGAUUGUCCCAUGGUCAUGGACUUGCUGUUGAAGAUCAUCAGCCUCGAGAAGAGUGAAGGGGGCCAGGGAAUUGUAGAUUGGUUGCAAUCACAAAACCUCAUCCCUCAGCUGCUGGCGUAUAUCUCGCCUGAGCAGUGCUCCUCCACCCAGACGUCCGCCGGAGACUUUCUAAAGGCCAUCAUCACAAUCUCGGCUAACGCCACAACUCAAGACCAAUCUGUCAUCGGUCCCAACGAGCUUACGAGGCAGCUGGUAUCAGAAGAAUGCAUCCGAACCCUUAUUACCGAUAUGCUCCGCGGAGGUAAUCCUCUGACCGUUGGAGUUGGCAUCGUGAUUGAAGUCAUUCGCAAGAACAAUUCGGAUUACGACCUUGAGAAUCAGAUCGGUCCGGUACCAAAGAGCUCAGACCCAAUAUACCUCGGCACUUUACUUCGACAAUUCGCGAAACACAUUCCAGAUUUCAUGGAGCUUGUUCAUAAUCCUAAUCGCACGAUUGUUAAUAGCGAUGGCACGACUACGACCCGGAGGCGGGAACUCAAGGCUGCUUUUGGCGAAAAGAUAGAGCCUCUUGGCUUCGAUCGAUUCAAGACUUGCGAGCUCAUGGCCGAGCUUCUACAUUGCAGCAACAUGACUUUGCUGAAUGAGAGAGGAAGCGAGGCAGAGGUCAAGAGAAGAGACAUCGAGAGAGAACGUCUGAAGGCCGAAGGCAAACUCACACCGAAAGAGAACAGGAAUAUGGACGACUUUGGUACCAGCGUCGACAGCCACGGUUUUCAUCAUGCACGCGCACCGUCAAGCGAGGCGCCGGAAGAGAUCAAGCGACUCGAAGUGCAGAACAACUCUGAAGAAGAUUUGGAGUUCGAGAAAGUCCCAACUUCAGAAGCAAUAAAAGAAGAGACCAAGGACGACUUCGAUGAGAAGGAAGAAAUUGGCGAGCCCCUUGAAAGAUCUCCAAAGUCUCAACCGCAAAAGCAUGAGUCUGAGAGGCCCGAGAACGCUGAUGGCGAAUUCGUCGAUGAACCAUUGUCUCCGGCUAAAGAGAGCGCAUCUUCCUCAAAGGAAGAGUCGAAGUCGACCGUCACACCAGCAGAAGCCGCCGAGUCGCCCAUCUCGGCUGGACUCAGUGCGAAAGUUGGUGGUCUUGAUCUCGACAACGAUACGGUUAUGAGGACCUCAUCGCCAACUGAAGAACAAGCCAAGGACGCGGCAUCUAAUAAGCAGCUAGGAUCGCUACUAACACAACAACUCAACAAACCAUCAGCAUCCGAUGCUUUAGAAACACCAGACACUCUGUCACCUCACGCAGACGACAAGCCAGCGCCGCUUUUCGCCAGCAGACGUGAGAAUGCGAAGCAAACAGAGCUAGCACAACUAAGCCCAGCUCACUUUACCGCAGGUGUACCAGAGAGUGAAGGCUCCGAAGUAACGCCAAUAGAUGAUGCCAGUAGCUCCCGGUCGGUUUUGUUGGGCGCAGAGGGGCAGUAUGCAGCUCACUAUGAAGUUGACAUCGACGGAUCUCCGGUCGUUGGCGAUCUGCUGAAGAUGAUGUUUGUUGAGAACAAAGUCGUACCGACGAUCUUGGACUUCUUUUUCAGGUUCCCAUGGAACAACUUCCUCCACAACGUUGUCUAUGAUGUUGUGCAACAGGUUUUUAACGGCCAAAUGGACCGUGGCUUCAAUCGCAAUCUAGCGAUCGAUCUCUUCGAGACUGGGCGCAUCACUGAGAGAAUCAUAGAAGGCCAACAAGCGAGCGACAAGGCCCAGUCCGAGACCAACAUGCGAUUGGGAUAUAUGGGUCAUCUCACCCUGAUUGCGGAAGAGGUCCUCAAAUUCACUGAGCGACACCCUGCCGAGCUGCUGUCACAGUCGGUACUAGACAAGGUCAUGAGCCAGACAUGGAUCGAAUAUGUCGAGCAGACCCUAGCAGAAACAAGAGAGCGAGACAACGCAAUUCUAGGAGGGGUCCGACCAGAUAUGAGCGUAGGGCCUCGCCAGGCUGUUCUCAACGCCGUGAAUGCUGCUUCCGGCUUUGGCGGCAACAGCUCUUCUCUAGCCAGCGCUGGACUCGCUGGUAAUGGCUCUGUCGGCCUGGAUAGCAUGGAACUCAGCAACAAUGACGGCGCUUCAGGUGGCGGCUACAACUUCGGAGGCGGAACGCUGCUGAGCGGCUUCAACAACUCCAGCGACGAAGAAGACGAGGACAUGGAGGAGGGCGAGGAUCGUGAGAGGCACACACCAGUGAGCGACUCGGAACAAGUGGGUGAACUCUCAUUUGAAGACGUCGAGAUGGAGUAUCGAUGAUCGCGAAUGCACUGUGCGUCUUUGGUGCGUUUCUCAAUGUCUCCUCAUGGUUUUCUUGGUGUGCUGGCGUUACUGCGUGUCAGUGUACGGCGACGACUUAUGUCAAGGGCAACCUCGACACCCCCUGUAAUGAGUCCUACUGCAUAUACUCCACCCAUAUUGCCCCAAUUUCCCUCAUCGGGAUUA
Messenger RNA from Mytilinidion resinicola, 3284 nucleotides. Its product is annotated as extragenic suppressor of kinetochore protein 1. Gene Ontology annotation, cellular component: cytosol; nucleus. The record is from RefSeq and is a predicted model, not a curated record. Gene Ontology annotation, molecular function: protein phosphatase binding; protein phosphatase regulator activity. Bases 186 to 3098 code for a protein of 970 amino acids. The transcript is spliced from 4 exons. Lineage: Eukaryota; Fungi; Ascomycota; Dothideomycetes; Mytilinidiales; Mytilinidiaceae.